AUGGCGCUCGAACGACGCGCGGGCGCGCGCGCGGCGCGUCGGAAAUCAUCGAAGGCGCGAUUGGACGACGGCGAAGCGUCGGCGCCGAGACGACGCGCGCGAGGGGGCGAUCGAGGGUCGGCGCGAACGAUCGCGACGAUCGUCGCGAUCGCGCUCUGCGGCGUCGUCGCGGGAACGGCGCGGGCGGCGCGACCGAUGACGGGGGGGGGGGGCGAGACGCCGAGGAGGACGCGCGCGGAGCGCGCGCUCGAGGCGUGGGAGACGAAGACGGCGCUUGAACGCGCGCUGCGACACCCGCAGAAUGAUUUGGAGGUGGACGGUGCGUGUGGGAUGGUGCUGAAGAAGCAGUGCUCGCACGUGCGACAGGCGAGGGACCUGGCGGCGGAGGCGUGGCGAAGGGUGCGGUACGAGGAGGAGUUGGCGGCGAAGGCGGCGCGGCGAAGGGAGAAGAAACGAACGAUGACGGGCGCGGAGGCGAAGGAAGCGAGCGUUGACGCUGCGGCGGCGUCUAUGGAGUCGAUCGGGUCCGUGGGUGGGACGAGAUCGCUCUUGGCGCGACGCGGCGGCUCGCGCGCGAGCCCGAGCCGAGGCUCCAGAGGAUCGCUGAGCGACAGAAUGAACAGAGGGCGCGCAGAGCGCGAGUCAAAAGAAGAAGCGAAACGAGAGAAAGAGGAAGCAGAAGCGCAAGCGAAACAAGAAGUCAUAGAGAGGGCUGAACAAAUGAAGUUUGAUGCGCUGAAAAGCUUUCCCAAAGGCACGCUCGCGAACGAUCCGGAGAAGCUCGAGAACGACAUCGCCGCGGUGGAGGCAAAGCUGAAAGAAGAGCCUGACAAUGUCAUGUAUCAAAAACGCUUGCAAAAGCUGAACGGUGAUAAAAAAAGGAUGAUCAACGCGGCGGGGGAUUUGGGCUUCAGAGGUGGCGCCUUGGAAGCAGGCGAACAGAAGGAAGAUCACUGGUUCAUGAACGACGAUCGUGGCGGACGCACGAGCUACCGUAAUCGAAACGGUCGACGACACCGCGCGCCGCAACAAAACGCGAAGGAUAUGUACGACCACCUCAUGAAAAAGAUUCCAGUAAUUUCGAGAAGUUAUUUUGAUUGCGUCGAAUACGUCAUCAAGUCUGAAGAGAAGGUUGCGCUGGAAACAUUCAUGGAGUUCGGAAAACCGGGCGGGCGCAAGAGCAUCAUAACGAAGGAGUGUCAUCAAGAGUAUAAGGCUGCGCAAGCUCGAGUGUAUGAGUUCUGGCACGCGGAAGAAAAAGUCAAGGACGUGUGCGAGGCGGAUAUCAAAGAAAAUUGCGGAGGAGUGCAGAGUGGAUACGGAUUGAUCACGUCCUGUCUCUGGGACGUCAAGAGCAUGCCGUCCGCAUCGUUGGCGAAACCGUGCGAAGAAUCCCUCAACAUACUUCAUGUGCCACUGCCGUCUGCACAACCCAUCAAGGCGAUGAAGAGCAAACAGACCGAGGAAGAGACACACGUCGAAGAAGAAAAGGUGCACGUCGAAGCAAAAAAGGUGCACGUCGAGGAGGAGCGCCCGCACGCUGCAGAAGUGGCGCGUGAGGAAGCGAAGCGAGACGGGGCUAAAGUGAUCGAAAAGCCGCAACUCACGCGAUCAAAUCGACCCACUUCUCAAAAAUCUGGCGAAGAACCCGAAAAGGUCGACCAGGACGUCAAACUGAAGCUUCGCGAAGCGGAAGCCAAGAUUCAACUCGCUGAGGACGCUGCGGCGCACUCCGCGCAGCAGUCUCGUAAUCUCGUCAUCGUCAUGCUUCUCGCGUGCGCACUGUACGCCGCGAGCCGGAAAACUGUACGCAAGAAAUUUUCCAACGCUAUUCGUAAAUUGCGCCGCGAUUCGAAAGGCGAACACCUCGGCUAAGUUGUAGA
Ostreococcus lucimarinus CCE9901 is the source of this 1883-nucleotide messenger RNA. RefSeq lists its product with no specific name. NCBI's taxonomy places the organism in Eukaryota, Viridiplantae, Chlorophyta, Mamiellophyceae, Mamiellales, Bathycoccaceae. The coding region runs from base 1 to 1875 and encodes 624 amino acids. The transcript has a single exon. The record is from RefSeq and is a predicted model, not a curated record.